This is a messenger RNA of Pygoscelis adeliae (Adelie penguin), 758 nucleotides long. RefSeq names its product cytochrome b reductase 1. The transcript is spliced from 3 exons. The record is from RefSeq and is a predicted model, not a curated record. Gene Ontology annotation, molecular function: oxidoreductase activity. Bases 107 to 721 code for a protein of 204 amino acids. Gene Ontology annotation, cellular component: lysosomal membrane. NCBI's taxonomy places the organism in Eukaryota, Metazoa, Chordata, Aves, Sphenisciformes, Spheniscidae.
AAUCUGAGAGAAGUUAUCCUAUAAGGCAUAAAAUCUUGUUUCUGUUCUUUCUUCAGCUAUUAUUGUGUACAGGUUGCCCUGGACCUGGAAGUGCAGCAAACUCCUAAUGAAGUUCAUACAUGCUGGAUUAAAUACCAUAGCUAUGAUUCUUGCAAUUGUUUCUAUGGUAGCUGUGUUUGAAUACCACAAUGCCAGGAACAUUCCUAACAUGUACAGUCUGCACAGCUGGAUUGGGCUGACUGCUGUUGUAUUUUAUUCUCUCCAGCUUUUCUUGGGUUUUGCUGUCUUUCUGCUCCCUUUUGCUCCAGUUCCUCUCCGAGCAGCUCUCAUGCCAAUACACGUUUAUUCGGGUCUUACCAUCUUUGCAACAGUGAUUGCAACAGCUCUCAUGGGAAUCACAGAAAAGCUUAUAUUUUCAUUGAAAAAUCCUGCAUAUAGUGCAUCCCCACCAGAGGCAACUUUUGUCAACUGUCUUGGUCUUUUGCUUGUCAUAUUUGGUGCACUUAUUUUGUGGAUGGCAAGCAGGUCCCAUUGGAAGCGCCCCCCAGAAGAGAAUGCUAAAGUUCUGCGGCCCAUUGGAGGGACUCCUGAAGGUGCAGAAGCAGAAUCCACAAUGACAGAUGGUAGUAAUGCAGAUAAAUCUGAUCUGAGGAUCAAUAGUGAAGCAGCCAGAAAACAAAACCUCAAACUUGAUGAAGCAGGCCAACGAUCAACUAUGUAAAGAAAAUACACAGAAUAACAGUACUAUUACACUGCCA